Molecule: messenger RNA, 5971 nt
Organism: Galendromus occidentalis (western predatory mite)
Lineage: Eukaryota; Metazoa; Arthropoda; Arachnida; Mesostigmata; Phytoseiidae
Gene: ctrip
Product: E3 ubiquitin-protein ligase ctrip
Exons: 12
Biological process (GO): DNA damage response; protein polyubiquitination; proteasome-mediated ubiquitin-dependent protein catabolic process
Cellular component (GO): nuclear speck
Molecular function (GO): zinc ion binding; ubiquitin protein ligase activity
Source: RefSeq, a predicted model, not a curated record
AUGCACCAACAGAACGAGCCCAUGGAGAACGAUUCACAGUCUGGGGGCGAAUCCGUCCAAAACAAUAGUAACAACAACGCAAUGGAUGCCCAAUCCGCGGCCGGCGCUUUCGGUGAAGGUACGUAGCGGUCUCGUUAUCGCGGAUCGACCGGCUCCGGAGAGGAUGGCGAUAAUCGGCUACGGGAACUGCUCGAAUCCAGGGGAAUCCCACCGCACCUUCUCGGAGCCCUGGGCCCUCGAAUGCAGCAUUUCCUGCAUAGGUACGUAGGUACCAUAGGCGGCGUGUCGAAUCUGUCGAGCGGGAACACCAGGGCGACGCAACUGCUCGAAUCGUUGCGGUCGACCGAUCAAAACGACCAACUGCAGGGUGUCAUAGCGAUGUGCGACACGUUGAUGAUGGGCAACGAAGACUCUCUCCCUGGUUUCCCCUUCAAAUCUGUGAUUCCCGUUCUCGUGGAGUUGCUGUCGGGACCGACCGAUGGACGAGCUCCGAAUUUCGAGAUCAUGCACCACGCGUGCCGAGCGCUCACCCACAUGAUGGAUACUCUGCCGCGGAGUACGGGUCUGAUAGCCGAAAGUAUCCCAAAAUUCGUCGAGAAGCUCGAGUCGAUCCAGUGUAUGGAUGUCGCCGAACAGAGUUUGACGGCUCUCGAGAUGCUCAGCAAACGACACGCGAAGGCGAUACUUCACGCGAACGGUGUAGCCGGUUGUUUGGGUUUUCUAGACUUUUUCUCAAUCAACGCGCAGAGAGCGGCGCUCACCAUAACGGCCAACUGUUGCGCACACCUAGGCCCAGAGGAUUGGUCGCUCGUGAAGCCCAGCGUACCUCUUCUAUCUCAACGAUUGGAUCCUAUCAGCUCCGAUAACCCUGAUAAGAAAAGCGUAGAGUGCGUCUGCGCAGCUCUAUCGAGAAUCGUCGAAGCAUUCCAGGGGAAUCCGGAGGUCCUGCAAGAGAUGGCGCCCCGAUCCACUUUGGAUUCGAUCCAGGCCCUUCUCCUCCGCCAUCCGCCCCUCGUUUCUUCGCACACGUUCGUCAUAGUUAUUCGAAUGCUCGCGCUGCUCUGUCAGGGAUGCCCUUCGAUCGCCGGUGACCUCCUCGAGAGCAACAUUGACGAGACGAUACGUCAUCUGUUGGUCGGCGCUGAUCGAGACGACCUCAAGGAGGCACCUGAGCUCUUGGCAAGAUCGCCCCAGGAGCUCUAUGAGAUCACCGGGUUGAUCAUGGAACUCAUGCCCCGUCUUCCGGACGACGGUGUUUUCAGGAUCGAUAAACUCCUAUGGAACCCUCAGGGUUCGCAGGGCUCCCACAGCAGUAUCACGAGUCAGGCCCAAUGGAGCUGGCAGGACAACAACAUGGAGUUCCAACCUUACUCGUUGGUGGACAGUCGGUGCAUCGAAUCCGCGCAUGACAACGGCGAGGAAGAAGUCACCCUCUCGAUCAACGGGAAGACGUACGCUCUGAACUUCUCCUCGUUGCAACAGACGAGUGAAGACAGCGGAACCUCAAGGGCCAUCCGGCGGACCGUCACGAACGACGGAGCGUGCUCGCAUCAUUCUACCAGCGCCAAGACGAAAACUACCACAGUUUCCAACACCAAAGACGUGCGAAAAGAUUUCGUCAAGGAGAAGCCCGAAGUUAUCGCCAAAUUCGUUCACAGUCUCAUGAACAUUCUCUACGAAAUCUACGGCAGCAGCGCCGGUCCGACCGUCCGCCAUAAGUGUUUGCGGGCCAUGUUACGCAUUGUAUAUUACACCGAUUCAGCGACGCUCGGAGGAAUUCUUAAAGCCGACUCGGUCUCGAAUCAUCUCAGCCAAAUGCUGUCGGCCCACAACGACAUACGCGUUACCGUCAUGGCGCUCCAACUCACGGAUAUCCUCAUGCAGAAGAUGCCUCAGAUGUUCAUUCAUCCCUUCAAUCGCGAGGGGGUCCUGCACAAAAUUUCCGAGCUCUCCCUGCGGACCGUUGAGCCCCUCGAACUGCAGCAGCAACAGCAGCAACAGAACGCAGCCUUUGGACAACGUAUUUUCGGCGAUAUGUUGAAACGAAAACGCACUUCGGGUGCUGCCGCAAGUGCAAACGAUAAGAAGAGACCGUCCGAUUCACGCGGGAAAGACCCGAGGAAACCGAAGGGCCAGGAAACGAAGCGCGCCGGCCCCGCCACAAGGAGCAGACUUUCAGUUCAUGGUGAUUUGGAAAGUCCAGAGGAUCAAGCCCCCAAACCGUCGAGUUCGGGACAGGACUCAACCCCUGGCUCCUCGAAUUCCAGUCCCGUUUCGCUGAGAUUCGCGACCAGCAGUGCUCGCCUUCUCGGUGAGCCGGAGUCAAGCCACUCGAGCAAGAAGAGUUCCGCCUCUGGCGGUGCAAGUUCAGGUGGAGGUUGCGCAGGAGGCGGUGCAGGCGGAGGGGGCGGAGGAGGAGGAUUCCUCUCGAUGGUACAAUCUCGUUUCGGUAAAUGGGGUAAUCAGAGCCCGAGCGCACAGCCAGCGGCAAGCAGCAGCACGCACGUGUGCGACCAACAAGUUACUCUGCACCAGCAACAAAAACGACACAGGCAGCAAGUGGUCCGACAAGUCAAACAGUGGAUUCAUCACGAGAGCAUUUGUCUCAAAUUGAACUAUUUCGCCAACUACACACAGCAACUGUGUACAAGCACACUCGAGAAGCUCGAGAGCGCGGUGGCUCUAGUCAAGGCCGGACAAAACGACAGCUCAGCACUCGCGCAAGGCCUCAAGACGAUCUGCGAAGUUCUCCAGGAGGGGGACGUAUCUUCAUUCGAGCUGAUCCACUCAGGAAUGGUUGCUGUACUCUUAGAUCUCUUCGCUCAGCCUGGGUCAGAGGAAUUUUCCCGCAAUGCGAAAAUCAUGCUGCAGGUGUUCGCCGGAGUUGACACGAGCUUGAGUGCGUGCGAUGCCCAAAUCGAACCAAUCGCAGUUCCCAAUGCGACACCGCUCUUGAAUCUAGUAACGAGACUCAACUCGUGCGUUUCGCAAUUAGAACAGUUCGCGUUAAAGGUUCACGACGUACCCGGAGGUGUUGGUGGAACGCGCGGCACAUCGGCCCUUAGGUUCUUCAACACGCAUCAACUCAAGUGCAACCUCGAACGUCAUCCCAGCUGCACGAAUUUGAAGCAGUGGAAGAGCGGACCGGUGAGAAUCGAUCCCUUGGCUCUAGUUCAAGCGAUCGAGCGAUACCUUGUAGUCAGAGGAUAUGGCCGAGUACGCGACGACGACGACGGCGGAUCCGAAGAGGAUAAUAGCGACGAAGACCUUGACGAAAGCAUGAUGCUCGGAACGUCUCAGGGCCACAACCGACACCGGUUGCAAUUCCUGAUCGGGGAAACCCCUCUGCAGUACAACAUGACAGUGUACGAAGCCAUAAAACAGUAUUCCCAUCUGUCUGAAGGAUCGGCCCAUUCGGAAGCCGAUCUUUUUGACGUUAGUUUCGGUGAUUCCGCUUCAUCAGCUGUUUGGACUCAGACGCACACCAUCUUCUACAAACCGGCCGCGUCGGAAGAGGUCGGACAGAACGGCCUCAACCAACGCAAGAAGAACAAGGGCGGCAGCAGCGGCAAGAAGCAAUCUGUCAGAGACGAUCUCUGGAACGAGGGCACCACUCCUCCGAUCGCCUGCCCUAUCGAAGGAGCGCUGGCGACAGGGAAAAUGCACGAGACGAAACUGCAUGACCCUUCGCUCAGCAUGCUGUCACUGCUGCGGCUCUUGUACACCCUGAGCAAUAACUGGGGCUCGCUGUAUGGAGUGCAUCACUUUGUCCCUGCUCUACAAGAAGAGGUAUUCCUUAACGCCAAGAUGAGCAACAAGUCUCUCAGACAGCUUCAGGACCCAUUGGCUCUGAUGACAGGGAACAUCCCGCACUGGCUCAAGACAUUGUCGGCAUUUUGUCCCUUCGUUAUGCCGUUCGAGACGCGACACAACCUCUUCUACAGUACCUGCUUCGAUCGCGAUCGUGCUUUGCAACGCCUUAUGGACGCGAGCCCUGAGCUCCACGCCGCGGACUCAUCGGAGAGGGUGACCCCACGACUCGACCGCAAGAAGAGGACCGUCAAUCGCGACGAUCUCCUCAAACAGGCCGAGAUGGUCUUCAACGAGAUUUCAAUCAACAACAGUCGUGCGAUGCUCGAGAUUCAAUACGAAAAUGAGGUCGGCUCCGGGCUUGGUCCCACUCUGGAGUUUUACGCUUUGGUUUCGCGCGAACUCCAGAGGUGCGAUCUUGAAAUGUGGCGAAAUUCAAUGUCCAGCACGGAUCGCGCCCUCUACCAGAAGGGUGGCGAGAAGAAGUUCGUCUUCAGCCCUGGAGGUCUCUAUCCCAAUCCCCUGCCGCGUAACGUCAAGUCAUCGCAGCUCAACAAACUGAGAAGCCGAUUCAAGAUGUGUGGCAAGUUCGUGGCCAAGGCUCUCAUGGACUCCCGUAUGCUCGAUUUGCACUUUUCGGUGCCCAUGUUCAAGUGGAUGCUCGGCGACGAGAAGACGUUGUCUCUGCGUGAUAUGCAACAUCUGGACGAGCAAUUCUUCAAACAUCUCUGCAGUCUGCAAAGUCUCGUGGAACAGAAAAAUCGUAUCGUCGCUCAGAACAGGAAUGUCGCGGGACCAGCUCUCUCGAAAAGCCUCGAGAAACUCACGCUGGACGGAUGUUCAGUGGAGCUUCUUGGUCUCGACUUCACCCUUCCUGGCUACGACAUCGAAUUGAAGAAAGGUGGCUCGAACAUCGCGGUGACAAUUCACAAUCUCGAUCAAUACAUCAAGCUCGUCGUUCACUGGACGCUCGUGGAGGGCGUUCGGCGUCAAAUGGAAGCAUUUAAGGAAGGAUUCGAAAGCAUCUUCCCCAUCGAGUCCCUCGGUCACUACUUCAGACCCUCCGAACUGGACCGCGCAAUGUGUGGAGACUCGGCUCUCUGGAGUCUUGAAGUGCUGCGAGAAGCGUGCAAAAUCGAUCAUGGCUACACUGUCGACUCCCGAGCCAUUCAAUUCCUCUUCGAAAUUAUGGUGGAGUUUGACAAGCAUCAACGACGCCAAUUUCUGCUCUUUGUGACGGGGUCUCCCCGACUUCCAGUGGGCGGAUUCAAGGCUUUGGUGCCCCCGCUUACAAUCGUGAAGAAAACAAGCUCCGAAGGACUCUCAUCCGAUGGCUACUUGCCAUCGGUGAUGACAUGCGUCAACUAUUUUAAACUGCCUGACUACUCUUCGAAAGAGGUUAUGCGUGAUAAGUUGCUGAUAGCGCAGUCUGAAGGACAGUGCUCGUUCCAUCUGAGUUAAACAAAAAGGUCGUCUUAGAUAUCGAAAACCAAUGACCAUGAUGGGAAAAAUCUACCAGGACAUCGCUAGCAAGGACGGCAUGUGCGCCUACGGAGGCUGACUCAGUGAGAAUCGUGAAUUCCGUCUAUGAGAGUUCACUCAAUUGGAGAGUAGUCGAGCCGAUUUCGCCGAUUCGAAUUCACAUUUAAAUUAAAUCAUCGAAACUGCAGCAGUAGCAUGCAAAUGAAAAUCAAAAGGAUCGAUGGCGGGAGCGCGUUGCCCGACGGAAGCAUCAUACGAAAAAUGUCAGGAUUCUGGAGAAAAAUCCACUGUUCUUCGAUCUCGAGGCUCGCUCGCAGUUGUCUCGGGACGGAUCCCGAGACCGAUGGAAACGUUGUACAAAAAGGAAGAAAAACCUGGCCUCUUCCCUAAAAUACACGAUUGCGUAGGCCGGCGAUUGAGUCCUUUCCUUCCCCGAUUCUGACGUCAGAUCGCGGAAGUAUUCUUACGUGUAGUUGUUCCUUUCUUUUUCUUACAAUUCAGGCAAGCGAUAACCCAUAGACUUACACGAAUUUUCUCAUUUACUCUCGCAUACAAGGAAAAGAUACUAUCGGUGAUCAUCAUACAAGUGUAAAAUGUUUCAUAGAGGUUCUCCCAAUCGUUGGGAUUUCCGCCCCCAUGUAUCAGUGCUUUUCUGUAGCAAAGAAAGACACCUGUACCA